This is a messenger RNA of Pundamilia nyererei, 1316 nucleotides long. RefSeq names its product olfactory receptor class A related 2 (gene ora2). NCBI's taxonomy places the organism in Eukaryota, Metazoa, Chordata, Actinopteri, Cichliformes, Cichlidae. Gene Ontology annotation, biological process: G protein-coupled receptor signaling pathway. Gene Ontology annotation, molecular function: pheromone receptor activity. The record is from RefSeq and is a predicted model, not a curated record. Gene Ontology annotation, cellular component: membrane. The coding region runs from base 255 to 1220 and encodes 321 amino acids. The transcript is spliced from 3 exons.
UUUUUGUGCAACUGAGCUAACUACUAGCGCCGAUUACAGCUUACUUUACCUCUUCCGGUACAGAAGCAGUCAUCUGAAUUGAUCUCAAGUAAUUGGAGGCUGAGGGAAGAGAAGUCAAUGGACCAUGCAAAACAGAUCUUACCUGUCUGCCAGUAUAAGAACACAAACACCCUGACUACAUCAGGAGAGAAGGAUCACAGCGUGACAGGCACAAGGUCCACUUUAGACCUCUUUAGCUUCGACGGUUCUCAGGAAUGGCAUCAGAAGUGUUUGUCCGUGGGAUGCUCUUUCUCUUCCUGACCGUUGUGGGAAUUCCAGGUAAUGCCACUGUAAUUGUGGCAUUCCUCCUCUUGCUGUACCAGGAGAAGCGACUUUUAGCAGCUGAUUCUAUUCUCCUGCACCUGGCCUGUGUCAACCUGUUGGUGGUGGUUGUACGUGCUUUGACGGAGACCCUGGCCUCCUUCCGUCUGGCCGACAUCUUUGGAGACACAGGCUGUAAAUCAGUGAUCUUUAUCUAUAGAGCAACACGUGGCCUCUCAAUCUGGCUCACUUUCCUGCUGAGUACCUAUCAAUGCUUGAGCAUUGCCCCUCCAGGAUCAAGCUGGGCUUCUGUUCGUGCCUUGUUAGGUCACUAUUUGGCCUUUGUGUUCCUCUUCCUUUGGGUUCUCAAUGCCUGCAUGACGACAGCAGCCAUACUGUUUUCUUUCAGUACCAAGAAUGAAACUAGCCCGAUAGACAAUGGCAUUAAUGUACAAUUCUGCUAUUUGAACUUUCCUUCAAAGCUGUCCAGAGAUGCCAACGGGGCAAUCCAGGUUGGCAGGGAUGUUGUGCCCAUGGCCCUCAUGACACUCGCAAGUCUGAUUAUCCUGGUAUUCCUUUACAAGCACAGCCAGCAGGUGAAGGGACUCCGCAGUAGUGGUGGCGGUGGUGCUGGAAAUAGUGGAGCUGAACAACGAGCUGCCAAAGCUGUGGUGGCACUUGUGACCUUGUAUGUUGUCUUCUAUGGGGCAGAUAAUGGGCUUUGGGUGUACACCCUCACUGUGAAGAAAACCAUGAGUUCCUCACUGAUCUCUGACCUGCGUUUAUUCUUUGGCUCGCUAUAUGCAGCACUAAGCCCUCUGGUUAUAAUUGCAUCAAACAGGAAGGUGAACAGCAGGCUGGGGUGUGUAGCACAUGAGAAGUCUGCUGUGGAGAAAAUCAAAAAUCUUUCUAGCAUGUGAGGCCUGCUGGGAUCAGUUGAUCACUGGGCUGAGAUUAACCUCAGACAGAAUUUUUGAAACUCUGGGUCAUGCAUCGGUUAUUCUGUCUUUGAAAUA